Messenger RNA from Anoplopoma fimbria (sablefish), 2967 nucleotides. Its product is annotated as E3 ubiquitin-protein ligase TRIM35-like. The record is from RefSeq and is a predicted model, not a curated record. The transcript has a single exon. Gene Ontology annotation, molecular function: protein binding; zinc ion binding. The coding region runs from base 243 to 1637 and encodes 464 amino acids. NCBI's taxonomy places the organism in Eukaryota, Metazoa, Chordata, Actinopteri, Perciformes, Anoplopomatidae.
GACAGAAGCGACACACUGAGAGGCAGAGAGGAAUACUUGUUGACACCAAAACUACCGGGGACAGCUACAGAAGGGAAAACUGGAAUUAUGGGAACACUGAAUACUUGAAAUUUAACCUGCUGUCGAUUUCACACGAUGAACUGAGUGAGGCACGAGUGAAAGUGAAAGUGAAAGUAACUUUCUAGCCUGGCUGACUACUUUCUAUUCUGCUUGCUGUGUUUAUAGCUUCACUCGGAGACAAAAUGGCUUCCAGGUCGGACGAGGAUCUCUGCUGUCCUGUCUGCUAUGAAAUCUUUAAAAAUCCUGUUGUUCUGUCGUGUAGCCACAGCUUCUGUAAAGACUGUCUGAACAACUGGUGGAGGGGGAAACAGACAAAAGACUGUCCGGUUUGUAAGAGAAGAUCAUCAAAGAGUGAUCCUCCUCGUAACUUGGCUUUAAAGAACCUGUGUGAGGCCUUUUUACUGGCGAGAGAACAGAGAGGUUCAGAGACUCUCUGCAGUCUGCACUCUGAGAAACUCAGACUCUUCUGUCUGGACCAUCAGCAGCCGGUGUGUGUCGUCUGCAGAGAUUCAAGGAGACACAACAACCACAGAUUCAAACCCAUUGAUGAAGCUGCAGAGGAUCUCAAAGAGGAGCUCCAGAAAUCCCUGAAGCCCUUAAUGGAGAAACUGAAGCUCUUUCAUGAAGCAAAAAGAAACUGUGAUCAAACAGCAGAACACAUUAAGGUCCAGGCCCGACGCACAGAGAGGCAGAUCAAGGAGCAGUUUAAGAAGCUUCACCAGUUUCUACAAGAGGACGAGGAGGCCAGGAUCUCUGCUCUGAGGGAGGAAGAGGAGCAGAAGAGUGAGAUGAUGAAGGAGAAGAUGGAGGCUCUGAUUAGAGAGAUAGCAGCUCUUUCAGACACAGUCAGAGCCACAGAGGACGAGCUGAGAGCUGGAGACGUCUCAUUCCUCAACAACUACAAGGCUGCAGUGGAAAGAGUCCAGCAGGGCCCCCUGCUGGAGGAUCCACAGCUGCUCUCAGGAGCUCUGAUAGACGAGGCCAAACACCUGGGCAACCUGACCUACAACAUCUGGAACAAGAUGAAGGAGAUGGUCUCCUACAGUCCUGUGGUUCUGGAUCCAAACACAGCCGACACAACACUAGUGGUGUCCGAAGAUCUGACAAGCGUGAAGUCUGGAGUGCGACCACAGCUUCCAAAAAACCUGGAGAGGACCAAAUUCUCCUGCUCCGUUCAGGGCUCUGAAGGCUUCAAAUCAGGGACUCACAGCUGGGACGUUGAGGUGGGAAACAACAAGGACUGGGAACUGGGCAUGUUGGGAGAGGACAUCCAGACGGACGGACGCCUACAGUCUGGAUUGUGGAGAAUUUUGUUCUCCGACGGUAAAUUCACAGCGUUCUCCAUGCCAGAUCAUGAGAAAGUUCUGCCAGUGACGAAGAACCUCCAGAAGAUCAGAGUUCAUUUGGACUUUGACAAAGGAAAACUGUCGUUCUCUGAUCCUGAUACUAACACACACAUACACACCUUCACACACACAUUCACGGACACUGUGUUUCCGUACAUUUACACCGAGGAUCACCAACCACUGAAGAUUUUACCAGUGAAGGUCUCUGUGGCGGUGGAAAAGCAAUGUUAGAGAUUAUUAUGAUAAGGUUGGUUGAUAUGACAUUGACUUUUAGAAAGUUUAGAAAGUCAUAUCAGUAAUGUCUUGGGUUGUAUUACACUGGUUGCAAUGCUGCAUAUUAUGGCAAUUUUGGAUUUACAGGAUUAUUGCAGCAAUGUUAUUAAGCAGUAUGAUUUUAUUUUAACAACUUAUUAUGUGUGCGUGUUACUAGGAGGGCUAGAUGUAUUAAUGAAACAGUGUGCUAUGGCUUUUGGUAGCAAUUUGGCAAAGAUUUUAAGCUGAAAUCAAGAAUCAAGAAUUAAACUUUUCAUACUGCAAAUACUACAGAAUAAUUGUUAUGCAUGAUAAAAGCAACUACCAGGACAGAUAGUGAUGAACCUGUACACAGUGUGGUUCACAGUGACGGUGAGUUACAGCUUUUAGACACUAGAUUAUGUAAAAUUUGGCAUACUUAACUAGGGAAAUAAUAUACAGUGUGAUGAAGGACUUUUUAGCUAAACCACACCCCCAGUUUAUAAUAAUUACAAUAAUGAUGAUAGCGACAAUGAUCAAAAUGUAAUGAGUGACAAACGUUAGAUGUGUAUGAUCUGAUGACUAAGAAGUAUAGAUUAAUAUUGAAAUAAAAAAUGUAUAUGGGAAUUAUCAGGGGGUUUGAAGUAGGCCUGGGUAUUGUUUGAGUUUCUUCAACUUCCGUGCUGAUAAAAGUUGGGUUUGGGUACCUAUAUCAUAAAAAUAACGUGGCUUUUGUUCUGAACUUUACCAUGAGGAUUAUAAACAUUUCUUUCAACAAAUUAUUUCUAAUGUUUUGCAAAAUAAUCCAUACUUGUUAAACGCUUUGUGUUUAGUUUUAGCUUUACGUUGUACAAUUAGAGGGUUUGUGAUUUUGACGGACACAUUACCGUAAGUACGCAGGAAGUAUUGAUAUAAGAUAUUGUUAUCAUGUUUAAGGUGAUGGGGUUGGACGAUGAUCAAACCGUUUAAAAUGCUGACUUUGAAUACGAUGAUUUGAAAAAAAAUGUUAAGCAGUGAUGAUGGUGAUGAAGCUAUGAUGAUGUUUUUACAGAUACCUUGACGUUACAUCUUUACUUUCUUUAUGUGAUUCAAAUCCUUUUAAAAACAGGAUGUUGGAAUAUCAGUAAUAGGAAAAAGUAAGUUGAGAGGACAGGCAGAAGGGGGGUAUUUGUUUAAAAUGUGUGUUAUGCCAAGUUAACAUGAUGAAUAUCAAAACAAACAAAUGAAAUAAUAUUUAAUGAAUUGCUGAAGCAGAAACCAAAUUAUUAAGUUGUUGUGGGUUUUCUCUGUUUUUCCUCUGGCCAUUGUGAUUAUGACCAAUAAAAAUGAA